This is a messenger RNA of Budorcas taxicolor (takin), 2739 nucleotides long. It is a transcript of the gene BCAN, whose product is annotated as brevican. The transcript is spliced from 13 exons. The record is from RefSeq and is a predicted model, not a curated record. Gene Ontology annotation, biological process: cell adhesion. Lineage: Eukaryota; Metazoa; Chordata; Mammalia; Artiodactyla; Bovidae. Gene Ontology annotation, molecular function: hyaluronic acid binding. The coding region runs from base 1 to 2739 and encodes 912 amino acids.
AUGGCCCCACUGUUCCUGCCCCUCCUGGCAGCCCUGGUUCUGGCCUGGAUCCCUGAGGCCUUGGCUGAUGCUCUGGAAGGAGACAGCUCAGAGGACAGGGCCUUCCGCGUGCGCAUCGCGGGCGACGCGCCGCUGCAGGGCGUGCUGGGCGGCGCCCUCACCAUCCCAUGCCACGUCCACUACCUGCGGCCGUCGCCGAGCCGCCGGGCCGCGCAGGGCUCCCCGCGGGUUAAGUGGACCUUCCUGUCCGGCGGCCGGGAGGCCGAGGUGCUAGUGGCGCGGGGCCUACGCGUCAAGGUGAGCGAGGCCUACCGGUUCCGCGUGGCACUGCCUGCCUACCCGGCGUCACUCACCGACGUCUCCCUGGUGCUGAGCGAGCUGCGGCCCAACGACUCAGGCAUUUACCGCUGCGAGGUCCAGCAUGGCAUCGACGACAGCAGCGACGCUGUGGAGGUCAAGGUCAAAGGGGUCGUCUUUCUCUACCGGGAGGGCUCUGCCCGCUACGCUUUCUCCUUCACUGGGGCCCAGGAGGCCUGUGCCCGCAUCGGAGCGCGAAUCGCCACUCCGGAGCAGCUCUACGCCGCCUACCUCGGGGGCUAUGAACAGUGUGACGCUGGCUGGCUGUCCGACCAGACCGUGAGGUAUCCCAUCCAGACGCCACGAGAGGCCUGUUAUGGAGACAUGGAUGGCUUCCCUGGGGUCCGGAACUACGGAGUGGUCGACCCGGAUGACCUCUAUGAUGUUUACUGUUAUGCUGAAGAACUAAAUGGAGAGCUGUUCCUGGGUGCCCCUCCAGAAAAGCUGACCUUGGAGGAGGCACGGACAUACUGCCAGGAGCGGGGUGCUAAGAUUGCAACCACCGGCCAGCUGUAUGCAGCCUGGGAUGGUGGCCUGGACCGCUGCAGCCCUGGCUGGCUGGCUGAUGGCAGUGUGCGCUACCCCAUCGUCACCCCCAGCCAGCGCUGUGGUGGGGGCCUCCCUGGUGUCAAGACUCUCUUCCUCUUUCCCAACCAGACCGGCUUCCCCAACAAGCACAGCCGCUUCAACGUCUACUGCUUCCGAGACUCUGCCCAGCCUUCUGCCAUCCCUGAGGCAGCCAACCCAGGCUCUGACCCGGCCUCUGAUGCACUGGAAUCCAUUGUCACAGUGACUGAGACCCUGGAGGAACUGAAGCUGCCCCAGGAAGCUGUGGAAAGCGAGUCCCGAGGAGCCAUCUACUCCAUUCCCAUUAUAGAGGAUGGAGGUGGUGGAAGCUCCACUCCAGAAGACCCAGCGGAGGCCCCUAAAACCCUCCUAGAAUUCGAAACCCAAUCCAUUGUGCCUCCGCUGGGGUCCUCAGAAGAGGAAGGCAAGGUGUUGGAGCAAGAAGAGAAAUACAGGGGUGAAGAAGAGGAAGAAGAGGAAGAAGAAGAGGAGGAGGUGGAGGAGGAGGCCCUGUGGGCCUGGCCCAGUGAGCUCAGCAGCCUGGACCCAGAGGCCCCUCUCCCCACUGAGCCAGCUCCAGAGGGGUCACUCACCCAGGCAUCCCCUCCAGUGAGGGCUGCCCUCCAGCCUGGUGCAUCACCACCACCCUAUGACGACCCAGAGGCUCCCAGGCCUCCAAGGGUCCUUGGGCCACCCACCAAGACCCUGCCCACUCCCAGGGAAGGGAACCUGGCAUCCCCACCACCUUCCACUCCGGUUGGGGCAAGAGAGAGAGAGGAGGAGACUGGAGGUCCUGAGCUCUCUGGGGCCCCUCGAGGAGAGAGUGAGGAGACAGGAAGCUCCGAGGGUGCCCCUUCCCUGCUUCCAGCCACACGGGCCCCUGGGGAUACCAGGGAUCUGGAGAGCCCCUCUGAAGAGAAUUCCAGAAGAACUGUCCCACCAGGGACUUCAGUGCGUGCCCAGCCGGUGCUGCCCACUGACAGUGCCAGCCGUGGUGGAGUGGCCGUGGCCCCCUCAUCAGGUGACUGUUUCCCCAGCCCCUGCCACAAUGGCGGGACGUGCUUGGAGGAGGAGGAGGGGGUCCGCUGCCUGUGUUUGCCUGGCUAUGGGGGGGACCUGUGCGAUGUUGGCCUCCACUUCUGCAGCCCCGGUUGGGACGCCUUCCAGGGCGCCUGCUACAAGCACUUUUCGACCCGAAGGAGCUGGGAGGAGGCGGAGAACAAGUGCCGGAUGUACGGCGCGCACCUCGCGAGCAUCAGCACGCCGGAGGAACAGGACUUCAUCAACAAUCGAUACCGGGAGUACCAGUGGAUCGGGCUCAAUGACAGGACCAUCGAAGGGGAUUUCCUGUGGUCAGAUGGUGUCCCCCUGCUCUAUGAGAACUGGAACCCUGGGCAGCCAGACAGCUACUUCCUGUCCGGAGAGAACUGCGUCGUUAUGGUGUGGCACGAUCAGGGACAAUGGAGUGAUGUUCCCUGCAACUACCACUUGUCCUACACCUGCAAGAUGGGGCUGGUGUCCUGUGGGCCCCCACCAGAGCUGCCCCUGGCUCAGGUAUUUGGCCGCCCACGGCUGCGCUAUGAAGUCGACACGGUGCUUCGUUACCGGUGCCGGGAGGGGCUGACCCAGCGCAACCUACCACUGAUCCGCUGCCAGGAGAAUGGUCGCUGGGGGCCCCCCCAGAUCUCCUGUGUGCCCCACAGGCCUGCUCGAGCUCUGCGCCCAAUAGAGGCCCAAGAAGGACAUCAGAGGAGGCUCGUGGGGCACUGGAAGGCACGGUUGAACCCCUCUCCCAAUCCUGCUCCAGGCCCCUAA